Molecule: messenger RNA, 897 nt
Organism: Rhagoletis zephyria (snowberry fruit fly)
Lineage: Eukaryota; Metazoa; Arthropoda; Insecta; Diptera; Tephritidae
Source: RefSeq, a predicted model, not a curated record
AUGAGCAACGGAUACGAGCCGCCAAAAUGGGCUGGCAAACCUCCCUCUGGCUAUCACCUCGAUGUCACCAAAGAUGGAAAACUAUUCACGAAAUUGCCCAUUGAUGAAAAGUCCUACUACACGUUUGGAAGAAACUUGGAGCAGACCGACUUCUGCAUCGAUCAUCAAAGUUGCUCAAGAGUGCACGCUGCACUUGUUUAUCAUAAACACCUGAAGCUAUUCUAUCUCACCGAUUUGAACAGCACUCAUGGUUCGCACAUUGGCAAUGUCCGUUUGGAGCCAAACCAGCCGACGCCACUGCAAAUCGAUGCUUCCUUUCACUUUGGCGCUUCAACGCGUAUUUACACACUUCGGGAGAAACCUAAACAAGUCAAGUCUGAACUACUCCUCGAAGAGGACGCAAAUGCUUCUCUUCCUGAAACUGAAUUUGAGCUAGACAAACUGACACAAAACAACACCAUCAACAAUCGUACCAUUUCGAUGUUAGGAAUCGACAAAGAUGGUGAAAUCAUCAAGCCUGCAACGGCCAUGAAGCGAAAAUCCGUGUCCUUCAAUGAAGAGGAGGACGUCAUCAACCCCGAGGAUGUCGAUCCAACAGUGGGUCGUUUUCGAAAUCUCGUUUCAUCAACAAUUGUUAUUCCUAAUCAACCAAACAACAACUUUCUCACAGCAAAGUCACUGGGCAUUCACCUGCCUAGCCCGGCACCUGAGCCCACCACUGCUGAGAGCACCAGCAUUGCCGUCGACGAGCACCACGAGUCAUCAUCCUCUGAAGCGGCCACACUGUACGAUGAUGAGGUCAUGGCAUCGCUCAGUGAGGAUAAAUCGCCAAAGAAAAAGUACGCCAAGGAGGCCUGGCCUGGCAUGCACAGCGGCACUCCGCUGACAAACUUUUAG